AUGGGUUCUCACCCACAGAGCUACAAGGCGUAUGCCUUCCUUGAGAAAGGCGGAGCUCUCAAGCGGGUCAACGUCCCUUGGAAUGACCCAGACGCGGGACAGGUUGUCCUCAAGGUUCUCGCAUGCGGCAUCUGUGCCAGUGACGAGAUGGUCAAAUACCAGAUCUUACCGGGUGUCGACCAUCGUGAUUCAGCCAGGUUUAGGGCUGUCCUUAUCCCAUAA
Molecule: messenger RNA, 222 nt
Organism: Fomitopsis serialis
Lineage: Eukaryota; Fungi; Basidiomycota; Agaricomycetes; Polyporales; Fomitopsidaceae
Exons: 2
Coding region: 1-222 (73 amino acids)
Source: RefSeq, a predicted model, not a curated record